AAGCUCUUGCCAUAGUGCUUUGAACCUACUGCACUCUUGCGAUAUCCUACGGAAUAGUGUAUUUUGAAGAAGAGAAAUCUUACGAUGUAGUGAGAAUGAACUCGAUAACGACCGACUCGGGUGGAGAGCUUUCGGAAGGCUCAAAAGUGCAUGUUCAGUGGCAUGACUUGGAAAUCUACGCAGCACGGCUCGUCGCUACCUCUGACGACAAGCAAAUGCUCUUAAAGAAAAUGGAAAAAACAAUUUCAGAGCAAAACAGGUCGACUGCCGGGGAUUCUAAAAAAAAGAAAGAAGCAUCCCGAAAGCGCCAACUUGAUGCAGACCUCCUGGGUGAAAUUAGAGAUGCAAAAGAAUGCAAGCAGCAAAAAGAGAUUGCAGUGUUGAAAGCUGAAAACGCUGCAUUGAAAACAAAGUUAAAGAAGUACCAGAAGCUUGAUGGCUUCCUCAAGAGAGCCGAAAGCCUGGUGGAAGCACUGGAGCUGCAGAAAAACAAGAGUACUGACAGAUGCUCUGAAAGCCUUGGGGACGAGCUUUUGGAAAAUGAUGUCAGCCAUUUACAACCUGCCAUGGUGGAGCAACAGAUUCAUUCACAUAGCCUGGGCAUUGUGGAGGAGCAUGUUCCAGACAUACAUGUUCGAGUGGAGGAAGGAGUGGAAAAUCAAAGCCCUAUCUCUCUCAGGAAGCCCCUUAUGCCGUCCUCUGCUUCAAAUGGAGAAACGUUGUGGCAGCUAGAACCAGAAUCAGGAAUAUUUGCUGAAAAAGGUGUUCUCUGCAGCCUCGAACACUUUGGGAAAAGUGCAACAGGCGUGGCACGGGCACGGCUUAACACGGUGUUCACACCACAAGCCCUCGUGUCCUGCUCAGUUAAAGGGAACCGGGCCAAGAGUGCCCAUCGCCCGUGUGAGCAACGGCCUCCACUCCACCCUGGAGCACUUCAAGCUAUUUUGUCAUACACGAGGGCCUUCUCAGCAAAGAAGGGUGUGGACUUCAACGAGAAGGUGGUGUUGCUCUCCAUUGGGACAAAGCUAAGUGAGCUGAGAAGCGAGAAGGCAAAGCGCCAGAUGUAG
Dermacentor silvarum is the source of this 1067-nucleotide messenger RNA. RefSeq lists its product as uncharacterized. Bases 96 to 1067 code for a protein of 323 amino acids. The transcript is spliced from 6 exons. The record is from RefSeq and is a predicted model, not a curated record. Lineage: Eukaryota; Metazoa; Arthropoda; Arachnida; Ixodida; Ixodidae.